Messenger RNA from Tribolium castaneum (red flour beetle), 1412 nucleotides. RefSeq lists its product as uncharacterized. NCBI's taxonomy places the organism in Eukaryota, Metazoa, Arthropoda, Insecta, Coleoptera, Tenebrionidae. The coding region runs from base 73 to 1305 and encodes 410 amino acids. The transcript is spliced from 2 exons. The record is from RefSeq and is a predicted model, not a curated record.
GGUGCGGGCACAGUGAGCAAAGGGCGCUCAAGAAAAAUAUUUAAAUUAAUUAUUUAUUAAAACUGGACCAGAAUGGAUCUGGUGUUGAAUAAGAUACAAGAAAACGUCGACAGCGAAGAUGAUGACUGUGGGAGUUAUUUCCUUCAACCCGCAUCGUCCCCUUAUAACAUUGCGGAAAAAGUUCAGCAGGCAAAUAUUGAUUUGUUCAGUACAAGUAUCACAAGCAUGGAAAAAACUUCACGAGUCAAGUUCAAGGAAGAGUUAACUUCUUACGAACCUGAGUUGGUCCUAACUGAUGAUGAUGUUAACAGCCUUGAAAGCGACCCCCCUGAGAGUGAUUUUGUGCCAGAACCGGGUCAAGUUUUGGAGUACAAAAGCUCAAAUGUAAUUAAUUUAAAUAUUUUUGAUAUAAACGAGGAGGAAGAGAUUGAGGAGGACGUUAUUGAGGAGAUAGUGCCAGACGAAUGUGAUGUUACCAUCGGAGAUAAUCUUGACAAUAAAAAUACUUUUUUUGAGGAAUUUAUCGAGUCUGAAAGUACGGAACAAAACGAAAAUGUCACAGUUCGAAUUACCUCAAGUGACUGUAAUACGAAAUCGACUCUAAAACGGAAGAAAGUGAGGAAAAAAUCUCCGUUGGUUAAAACAGCAGGAAACGUGCACAUUGAGUGUCGCAACCACUGCAUUGAACGCCUGGACUUCGACAUGUCCAUGUCCAUUAAAAAACUGGAAAUUCACGAAAAGCCCGUUAAAUGCCCUUUACUGAAGCUCCAAACUCGCAAAUGUUGCGAUGAGAACAAAUCUCGUAACCCCACAAACCUUCCCUGCUACAACGGCCACCGGUCGGAAUACGGCCUGAGCUCCGAGGAGCUGGAAAAACGCGAACGCCGCAAAGAAAUAAUUAAACUGAAGGAGCAGAAACGUCAGCAAUUAAUGCGUGAGUACAAAAACCGAAAAAAUCAACAGAACGAGGAAGUGUUCUGCCAAUGGUUGAAAGAUGUAGCUCGCCGAAAAGCACAAAAACAGAAGAUCAAUACCGGUAAUGGUGCGAAGCAGUGUUUCAGUCCUAAUGUAAUUAGCUUUCCAACGAAAGUUUGCGAAAAAAUAAACGAGAGACCAAAAACUGCUAAUGAAUUCGUUCCGCGACAAAACAUAAAAAGGGCAAGGAGGCCGCACACUUCGCCCGCUUGCGUUUUUAUCGAAGUUCCGCAAAAGCUGCUGGAACGCGGAAUACAUAUAGGGGAUUUGCUGGUUACCAAUUCCAAUUUCGCAGCCAAGAAAAUGCAUAUUUUGUCCGUUUCGUCUUAAGCUUGAUAAACAUGUUUCUUCCAGUUAUUCUAGAAUGCAAUUUUCGGAGUUUUGUGAUUUCAGCUGAAGUCUUAGAAAGUUAUGGAAUCUUAGAAUAAAGCAGUACC